ACUGGCAAUACAAAUUUGACGGCUGACUUUACGAGUACUUGGCUUCUAAAAAUUAAUUUCUUUAUUUAUCUUUAUCGCAAGGAAUGCUUAUGCAAUGAGCGAUGGUAGGUCUGUAAGUGGCCAACUGAAAAAGUUCGUGUUUCGUGGCAAGUCAUCAAGUAACGGCGACACUCGAGGUGAAUAUUUGGAGAUAGUUAUACCGGAGCUUCUGACGGCUGGCUAUUCGUUCUACACGUGGCCGUCGGCACCCUUAUUAGCUUGGUAUUUGUGGACUCAAAGGCGACAUUUACGCGGACUCCGCGUAUUAGAGCUUGGCUGUGGAACUGGCCUGCCAGGCAUCUUAGCCGCAAAGUGUGGCGCCCGUGUUACGCUCACUGACAGCGUUGCUUUGCCGCGGUCCUUGCGGCAUCUGUCUGCGUGUUGUGAGGCCAAUGGUCUUGUCGUUAAUCGCGACGUAAAGAUCCUAGGUCUCGCCUGGGGCCUAUUCCUAUCAGAAGUUCACGCACUUAGACCAGUAGACUUAAUAUUAGCUUCAGAUUGUUUUUACGAGCCCUCCCAGUUCGAAGAAGUGCUAUCGACAGUCGCUUAUCUGCUAGACGGCACUGACGCCCGAUUUUUAUGUUCUUACCAGGAGCGCAGCGCAGACUGGUCCAUUGAGGCUCUUCUGAAGAAGUGGGGCCUGAAGGGAGCAUUGCUGGACUUGGACUCGCUCAGUGAGAGUUCAGGUUUAGCUUUUACAAUGGCUGAAGCUCUUCCAGAAUACCCAGAUUCAGACUUCUCUGAUGAUGAACAGUCUCCGUUAGACAAAUCUUUUAGCAAAGCAUCUGACCAUGUAAGAAAACUAACCAAUGUACUAAAUAACAACCAACUGCUGGAGCUAUAUGGUCUGUACAAACAAGGCACUGAAGGUAAAUGUAACAUUCCUAAGCCUGGCUGGUUAGAUGGCAGGGGGCGCAAGAAGUGGGAAGCAUGGAACUCUCUCCGUGACAUGCCACAAGAUGAGGCUAAACAGAAAUAUAUAGCAUUAGUACAGAAGUAUGCCCCAGAACUGACAGAUCUUUCAAAUGACAAUGAGUCAGGAGUAAAGGAAGCAUGGGUAGCUGUAUCUUCCAUGCUUAAAUCACCAGAACCUGAACUGGUACACAAUGAAUUGUCCAUAUUAGAUGCAGCCAGAGAGAACUGUGCUGACCGGGUCACAGAACUUCUCUCCAAACAUCCAGAACUUCGUCAUGAAACGGACGAGGAUGGUCUCUCCGCCUUGCACUGGGCUGCUGACAGAAAUGCCACUGAAGCAUUAAAAGCUGCUUUGGAAGGAGGGUGCCCAGUAGAUGCAGUGGAUGAAUGUGGUCAGACAGCUCUACAUUAUGCUGCAACCUGUGGCCACAUUGAGUCAACCACUAUUUUAUUGAAAGCUGGUGCUUCACUGCUAAAGGAUGAGGAUGACUGCACUCCACUAGAUUUGGCUUCUGAUGACGACAUACGGAAAGUUCUGGAAGGUGCUAAGUAGAUUAAGUUACAGUCUACUGGUGACAUGAAUAUUGCAUUGUGUAGCCUUUUCUAUUUAACCGAAAAUAUAUUUCAUGGAUUCAUGCCGCCAUUAGACUGAGCGCAAGUUUUAGUUAGAAUUAACAUUGGGUUAUUGUAGUUAUUCAUAAUAAUAAAAUCUGAUAAUAUUU
Molecule: messenger RNA, 1676 nt
Organism: Spodoptera litura
Lineage: Eukaryota; Metazoa; Arthropoda; Insecta; Lepidoptera; Noctuidae
Molecular function (GO): ubiquitin binding; fatty-acyl-CoA binding; phosphatidylinositol binding
Source: RefSeq, a predicted model, not a curated record